Molecule: messenger RNA, 1962 nt
Organism: Cladocopium goreaui
Lineage: Eukaryota; Dinophyceae; Suessiales; Symbiodiniaceae
Source: the annotation of a GenBank genome assembly
AUGGUAGAAUUUCGGAAACGUGCCAAUACUUGGCACACAGAUUCUUGCGGUAUAGGGCCUGUGACCUCAGGCCCACGAAUGCACCGCCGCCGCAGUGCGAGCACCUGCUCCAGCGGCGUGUUGGACCUCAAAGAGAAUCCACGUUCAGUGGAGAUCAAAUUUGGACUGAGCGAUGGUUCUGCAAGCGUGGAGGUUGAUCAGCUUACCACGCUGGAGAAAUUUCGCAGGUUCGUCGAGGAGGUGACCCAGAUUCCGCGAAGAGCGCAACGGGUCGUGGUGAACAACACCGCCCUGCAAAGUGAUCAAGAUCAUUUGCUCCUGUACGACCUGGCACCAGAAAUGUUCCACUCCGACACUGUUGACGUUCGAGUGUUGCGAAGGUGCUGUGACGCCCAGGCGAAAUGGCUGGAUCUUCUGGAGCAGGGCGAUGAAAUCGCCCGUGCUGGACUUUUCUCAGGUGUUGCUCGCGAUCUUCAAGAACUUAGCGAGUACCGACGCAUGGAGCGUUUUCGGAAUGUGCUCCAAGAGCACAUGAUGAAUGACGCUCACAGAUAUGCCUUCCAUCGUUUGCGAGUCCAUCUCCUACACGAGCGUUGCCCCUUUGGGCCUGGCGUUUGGUGCAGCGAUGUCUGCCAAUGGCUAGCAGAGGAUGAGAAUUUCUUGGAAAUGGCUCUGGAGGUAAACACUCCGGCAGCUGAAGUACAAACUCCCAUCCUGCUCUACGGCGCGAGAGAACAGAUUCAAGCAAAACCACCUCUGGCAAAGAAGCUGGCGGGCAAUCCUCGUGUAGAUCCAUUAGUUUUAGCUGACGUGGCACCCCAGGUUCUUCAGGAUCGCGAAUUCUUGCUAAUCUCAGCGAGAAGGUGCGGGGCAAUUUUGCCCCUUGCGCCUGCGCGCCUGCAAGAGGACUUGGAGCUGGUUGAGACCUGUGUGUCCCAGCAAGGCAGUGCUUUGAGGUUUGUGCUGCCAACCCUCCGAGAAAAUAAAGAUAUAGUGCUCAAGGCUGUGAGUUCCAGCGGCUUGGCGUUGGAGCACGCCAACGAGAAGCUCCGUGACGACGAGGAGGUGGUGCUCCGAGCCGUGCAGGGUGCUGGACUGGCGCUGGAGUUUGCUUCCGAGAGGUUGCGCGCUGUGCGGCGGAUUGUUCAGGUAGCAGUCAGCCAGGAUGGAUGCGCAAUUCAGUAUGCAGCAACAGAAUUGAGGGACAACGAUGAGGUGGUGAAAUCCGCAGUACAGGUUUCAGGACAAGCGCUGAAGCAUGUCUCUCCUCGAUUGCGCAAUGUGCAGGAGGUGGUCGUGCUGGCAGCAAGAAAACACCCGCAAGCCCUGCAAUAUGCGUCGCCGGAGCUGCGCUCAGAUCGCGCCACUGUCAUCGACGCGGUGUCUGCCUCUUUCAAGGCAUUUGAGUUUGCUGGCCCGGAGCUGCGGGCAGAUCCUGAGGUGAUCCGCCUCGCGGCACGGCAGCUGCUCUCGACGAAUGGCCUGCAGGUGUCGAAUGAAGAGCCGGUGCCCCAGGAGAAGAACGUCCUACUGGUCUCCAAAGAAUCGGGCCAACAACUUUUGGCCGCACUGCAGACAGGGCUUUUGACAACGCGUGCGUUUGGAUUGGCAGUUGUCAAACAUGACCCGCAGCUGUAUCGGAAACUCGAGGAGCAUGUGAAGGCUGAUGCAGAGGUGUCCCUGGAAGCCGUGCGGCGGGUACCAGAGCUGUUUUUGGACAUUCCGUUUCCUAUGCGCAACAAGCUAGCUAUUCAAGUGGCGGCUGUUGCCCAGAGAGCAGAGAUGGUCAGCUUCGUUUUGCCCACUGAUGACUCUUGGCACACAACCAGGUUCGUCGGACUUGGUAGGAUGUUUGCUGAAGGUCGAGAACAAUUUUGUACACGUGCACAUAUGACGCGGUCCCUGGUCCUGCUAGUAGGGGCCCAGUGCAAUACUUAUAAGAUUCUACUGAGCAAAAAUUGA